Molecule: messenger RNA, 1035 nt
Organism: Euleptes europaea (tarantolino)
Lineage: Eukaryota; Metazoa; Chordata; Lepidosauria; Squamata; Sphaerodactylidae
Product: olfactory receptor 51H1-like
Exons: 2
Coding region: 1-1035 (344 amino acids)
Biological process (GO): G protein-coupled receptor signaling pathway
Cellular component (GO): membrane
Molecular function (GO): olfactory receptor activity; G protein-coupled receptor activity
Source: RefSeq, a predicted model, not a curated record
AUGAGAUCAACCAUCAGCUUCAACGGCAGCACCGUGAACCACCAAACCUUUGUCCUUGUUGGCAUUCCUGGCAUGGAGGAGCGCAACUCUUGGAUGGCCUUCCCUCUCUGCCUGCUCUACGUCCUAACUCUCUUUGGAAAUGUUGUGAUCCUCUUUGUCAUCAAGACAGAGCAAAGCCUCCAUGAGCCCAUGUACCUCUUCCUCUCCAUCCUUGCCUGCUCGGACCUGGGCCUCGCCGUUUCUACCAUGCCAACAAUGCUGGGUGUUUACUGGUUCAACUCCAGAGAAAUCUCAUUCAAUGCCUGCAUCACUCAGAUGUUCUUCAUCCAUCUGUUUCAAUGGUUAGAAUCUGGCAUCCUUGUGGCAAUGGCUUUUGACCGCUUCAUUGCCAUAUGCAACCCCCUGAGAUACAGCUCUCUCCUCCAAAAUUCAGUAAUUGGGAAAAUUGGACUAGCCAUCUUGGCCAGAGGAUUCUGUGUCUGCUUCCCUGCCCCCUUCCUUAUUAAACGGCUACCCUUCUGUGCUCUCAAUGUGCUCUCUCACUCCUAUUGUCUCCACCAGGAUAUGAUGAAGUUGGCCUGUGCAGACACAAGAGUGAACAUGUUGUAUGGACUGAUCAUAGUCAUUUGUACGGUAUGUUUGGACCUCGUGAUCAUUCUUGUCUCGUACUUCCUGAUUCUGCAGACUGUCCUGAGCAUUGCCUCCCGUGAAGGACGUUCCAAGGCUCUGGACACCUGUGUCUCACAUAUCUGUGCCAUCUUGACUUUUUAUGUUCCAAUGAUUGGUAUCAGUGCAGUUCAUCGAUUUGCAAGACACCUCUCUCCCAUUGUUCACAUGAUGAUGGCCAACAUCUACAUUGUGGUCCCACCCGUUCUUAAUCCCAUUAUUUACAGUGUGAAAACACAACAGAUUCGGCAAAGGAUACUCAAAAUGUUCCAGCAAAACAAAUUCAGGAGUUAUCUGAACAACCAUCUUCUUUCCUGCCUGGGAGUUAAAAUCGCUGGGAGAGGACCUCCUAACUGUCCCGCCAAUUAA